Molecule: messenger RNA, 1789 nt
Organism: Marchantia polymorpha subsp. ruderalis
Lineage: Eukaryota; Viridiplantae; Streptophyta; Marchantiopsida; Marchantiales; Marchantiaceae
Source: the annotation of a GenBank genome assembly
UCAGAUCCCUUAGCAUUUUUUAAAAGGCCUUAGUUGUCCACAUGUCUGAAACUACUCGCGGGUUCAUGUGAGGCAGUCCUGAUUUUUGGCAGAUGGAACUCUACAAUCUGUCGAGUGAUGUUGAAGUCCCCUAGGGUUGUUCAGUUUUCAUAAUUGAUUGCAUGUGCAUCUUUCUGUCAUCAGAUCCAGGGUCUAAGAAAACUUCUUGUCAACUUCGAAUGGCAAGAAGCUAAGGACUUGAUAUUCAGGACAAUAUCUACAGUUAAGCAUCUUCCAAGCUGUCACCGGUCGUCAGAUUCCCAUCCCUCGCCGCUAUUCCACAAUGGAAGCAAGGAAAGACCAUUUUUUACUCUCCCUACACACAGAUUCCACACAAAAGUACGACUUCCGAGGAGUUACAAAGACUUACCGCCCCCUCGAGGUUGCCAGCAACGACAUUGUAGCAAGAAAAAUCGACUGGAAGACAAUCAAGGAGGUAGAAUUGGACUUGAAGGCCAUAUGUCACCCACUGACCAUUGAGAAGGUCCUGGUGUGGGUCUGAACUGUGAAGAUAUGGAAUAUCCGGAUAUGUCCAAGAAGAUUAUAGGAUCUACAACCCUGAAGUGGGGCCGGACGAUGGGGUUUGUAUAUUUAAACUUUUGGUACCAGAACCGAGAUAUGCUCACCGCACAGAUGUCUCCUGCCCAAUAUAGGCACGCCUUGUCCGAUUGUCUUCUUGACGAACAACAAGAGAUCUCAUCUCGGUACUGGAAUACUUCCUCAAAGGUACCGGCGGGCCAAAUAGGUUAUCCAAAAAAGGAUGGGAAGACCCCAGCAACUAGUGAGGCAGCGAGCCACAUCUCCCUAAAGCCCGUUAGCUGUUGGCUUUUGGACUUUGAACUGGUUUCAGAGCUGACCGUCAACCAUGUUCAUCUAGGGUAUAGAGAGCCCGCUCUAUCAGAUUUGAUGUCAAAGUAAUGUUAUGAGAUGUGCACGUCGUCAUACAGAGUAGUUGACCCGUGGAGAAAGGAACUGACAUAUUCGCGGAUUACUUAAGAAGCGCAACAUGAUCAUAGUUAUAACGUUGCUCACGUUUACUUGUCUAACUAUUUUCUGGUUAUCCACCAUUGAAAGGAAGUAGCCGGUGCAACUCCAGUCGUUUGUACUGAACCGAGCCUGGGACAUUAGUCAGGUGUUUAUUUACAGCUAGAGAAGGACUCAAUGAAACAGAUCGGGCGGGUGUGCCUUUGGAGAAGAGAGAUACCUCGUCAGUUUCAGCUACCUGCAUUGAACUAAUCUCCAUUGCGGACAAUGGGAGCCAUAUUCAUUUGCGAGCAAAACUCUUGACUUUGGAUAUCAGGCGUGGGAAGAUGUGAACAGGAUUUCUCCGCAAUUCAAUUUCAGGGUAGAAGUCUGAAUCUAGGACUACUUGUCAGUCUGUUCCCCUCAUUGUCUGUUACUCAUGCAGUAUCUGUACCACGCUUUUGGCAACUAUGCGUUUGCGAGUCGCCUCACUCUAUCCACAAUCUCCAACGCAGUGGAGAGACUCGAGUAUCAUGCGGCCCCAUAGCUCUGCCCUUCAUCCCGUGGGCCUCCCUCGCGACCAAGUGUUGAGCUUCUCAGUUACCACCUGUCACCCGGAGGUUUAGUGCAUGCUUGUCAUGUUUUCCUCGGAAAGGCAGGUGUACGACCAAUUAUAGCACCGGAUAGAAGACUACUUUCAUGGAAAGGCAUCCAACAUGUACUGUUGUGUCUGUUGGAGCACAAUUUCAAUUGACCAAGUGUGUUUCUUGAAAAUCAAGACUCUGCA